UUAUCAUUUAAUUGGUUAAGUGAUGAUUAGAAGGCAUAUUGAUAUUGGAUUAUAUUAAUCUAAGAAGGAUUAUUAAGGAAAAGUUUCAUGUGGAAUGGUUAGAAUCUAAUGACAUAGUUAGAAUAUGACUACAUGGCAUUGUUGUAAAUAUGAACAAGUUGCAGGAUAUAAUGGACCUUGAUCUCUAUUGCAUGAUCAUAAGGGCAUGUUUGGAGGGUUAGUGUUUCUAAGUCAGAUUUUUACAACUAAAGUGGAGAGAGUUUAGAAGAGAAGCUCAUGGAUGUCACCUUCAAGACUCAUUUUCGUACACAAUGGACAGCUUCCACUAAAACAGGUAUAACUCUCAACUCGUAACUCCGAUCGUAACGAUUCCGGUCCCAUUGGAAAGCUAACGAAUUUCUCUUCGAUUUGCACCUAUGGUUCGCAUUUAUAGCUUCUGUUUCGAAGGAGAAAUCUGACCUUGAAGUUGUGUCAGUGAUGCUGAAAGUGGUACAAGAGUGGAUACGGGUUUGAUGAAGAUGAAGUGGAACUUUGUCUAUGGUGGGAGUGCAAUGGCAGCAAAGAACAUGAUCUCAACCUCCAUUUUAGCAAGGUGCGGUUUAGUAGCGUUUGACAGGUAACAGGUUUGGAAUGAAGACAACGAAGUGGUGAUGGCUCGGAGACCUCGUCAGAUCUCAUCUUUCCGCUGUGCAGAUCCAUGAAGACACAUGUUUUGUAAUUGUUAAUAUGAUUCCAUGUUGUAUUCAUAUGGAUCAUCUUGUAUCUUAGCUUUUGUAUGUACUCAAUAUCAAUUUUAACGUUUCAUGCAUAAUAUACUAGUCAGUUAUGUAUGGGGUGUUACAGUUGGUAUCAGAGCAGGUCGAUUCUCGGCCGAGCCAUGAGACAUCACUAGCAAUUCUUUUUCCUCCUCUCAAGUGUGUGUUGCUAGCCUGAUUUUACUGAUAUCUCAUUCAGUCGUUGAACUUGAUCAACUCAUCGACUGAGUGUGAGACAGUAGGAUUACGGCAGAGCCGCCACGAGGACUCGAAAACCUGUAGUGUUGUGAACCCAAGUAGAAAGGAUCAGUUGGGUGGUGGAUUGUAUAUGGAAUCUGGAUUUAUCGGACGACGUAAGUAGAAGGAAUAUUGGAGUUGUCAGGAUUAAGGAGAGCGGUUGACACAAAGUAGUAAUAUCCAAAUUGUCAAGGUGUGGAUGGAGACAGCUAAAACCCCCAGGAUUUUGAUUGGACGAAGUGAAAUUCUCUAAGUCUUGGUAAUAGCAAGGGAAAUCCAAAUAGGAUUGAGUAGGAGCCGUGUAAGGGAGAUUCUCCGAAGGUGUUGAGCUGUGAAUUAGUAGGAUUCAGUACUGAUGAUGCUGUCGGUGUUGGGUGUGACUGAUGAGCUGAUAGGACAGAAUAACCUUUGGAAGUAAGGACAUAGAAGUCAGACCAUUCUCUGAUUGCGCUGGUAUGGACAGUAAUUGGAUGGAUGAAGUGUUAGAUCCUGAUCCAACUUGAAGUACCCUAAGCGAGAGUAGUUACCUAGUAGAUGUUGGUGGAAUGUAUGGGUGUGGUAGCUUAAGAUUGGCGAAGCUUGAAUACCUUGUCGGGGAAGAGGGCAUGCAUUUCCAUUCUCAUCAUUUUAUAUUUAAGUUCUAGAACUACGCUAGAUGGAAUAUGAAAUGAUGUAGAAGCGUGAAAUGCAGUGACCUAAGCUCUUGUUAGUUGUUGUUUGUCUGACCCUGAGUGAAGCCAUAGAACUACGCUUGGCGUUGGGCGUUCAGGCGAGUAGGAACUAAGAUCUAUCUGGAACAUCAGUAGGAUGAUCGCAGUUGAGCCGAAUGUUAGGAACUAUGAUAUUCCUAUCUGGACUGAAUUAUCCUUGGAAUCUCAUGCAUGCGUGGGAAGAGAGGGUACGCGUCCUGCAUGGUAAUCCGAAGUUGAACUUCAAUCUUCGUGCUUGGCGUUUUGGCUUUCCGAGUAAGUAACCUUGGUGUGUAGCACUCUCAGUUUUUAGCAUCCUGGGGAGUGUGAUUCGAAGGACUUUAGGAACGAUGAGCCUAUUGGAAGCCUGUUCAGACACUUGUCGGUUGUGAUAAUAGGAUACUCGUGUGGGUCAUUAUACGCCACUGAGGUAGUUUACCUGGAUACAUUGCCUCGGAGUUAGACCACCAUGUUGGUACUACCAGACGGGUAUAAUGCCACAGUAUCGCUAUCGUGCACAAAGAUGCGUGAGCCAUCUUUUUCUGACAUGUGUGGGACAAAGGUGAUCUGAAGCUUAAGGUAGAAUUCUGAUUUGGCACUCAUGAGACACAUAUCCAGACUCUCAUAACGUAUGUGGGAUGAGGAUCCAUACGUCACGCUCGAUAGUAGAAGAAUAACUAGACAGGCGAUGGUGUGAUGGAUCAAGAUCCAAUACUAUACUUAUGGAGACUCUGAGUGAUCGUGAUCGCAUGAGUUAGUAUCUGAUUGUACCUUAGGGAUGUUCUCGUUUCGUGGAGUGUUAAGUUGGCAUUUUUCCAUGAGUGUCUAGAGUGGAACUUAUGUGCGGCCAUGAUAUCCUGGUCAGCAUAGUGAAUGGCUAUCAUGUACCAUUAGCGACCGGUGAUGGAAUAUGCGAAUUGUGUCCUGGACUAGUUCGAUGUGUGAUGUGUCUGGUAAAGUAUUGCUAGAUACUCUGAAUGGAGAAGUGUUAAUCUUGGUAAGGCAUGGACAUUUUGGUUUGAGAACUGCUAAGGAGUUUAUAAAAGAGACGUUCGAAGUGCAAAGUGCAAUUUCUUGCAUUGUGGCUACACUCAGACCGUUGGAAGCACUGCAAUGAAGGAUGCAGCCACUGAGGAAGGCAGUUCAGUGUCUGAUUCAGAGGUGGAACAUACGUUAGAUGACUGUGUGAAUGGAGUGUGGCUAUGGGAGGAUCGUCAUAUCAGUAAGUCGCACGAGUUAUCAGAGGCGAUACUACGCUAAGAGAAUGAAGGUGUACGGUUGGGGUAGAAGUUGUGUAAAACUGCUAGAGUUAUCAUGAACUGCAAUAUGUCGUGAAGGAUUCGAUAUACCGGUUGAGCAACAAGAUUUGUAGGAAUGAUAGACAUAGCAGUUAUACACUAUGGGAAUCAGUGACAAGGACGAACCUCUAAGUCUGUGAGUGUUUGGGUUUCUAUGUCCUGAGGAUGAAAUAUGUACCUAAGUUGUGGUAGAUAAACUGUAGGGAAUGGCAGAGUAAGUAGAAGCUUGAUUCUUGAGAGUAUGCAACUCUGACGAGUAGUAGUUGAUGAUGGACGUAUAUGGAGACCUGGAACGUGUUGUAAUUGGACAACUGUGGAUAAGGAAUUAUUGUGUAUUAAAGGAAACUAAGUGAAUUAUGGAUAUAACGUGACUCCGAGGAUUUCAAGGUGUGUGACUUGUUGGAAUCAGAGUAGCGCAACGGAUCAAGGAAGAAUCAGAUAAGUCUGAGGUAAGACUGAACGGACUAUUCGUAGGAUUUUAUGUUGGGAUUAAAGUAUCUUCCUAAGGGGAAAUUUUUGAAGCGACGUUUUGUUCAUUCCAGUCUCUCAAGGAUUACUAUAAACUCAUGAGGUGUUGUCAAUGAACCAGCUUGGGAAUAUACUUCGUGGAUGACAUGUGGUCCAAUGUUAGUAGAUCAUCAGUUGAGCUUGUAAGCAACAAGGGUUUGAUAUAGUAUCGUGACCGCUGGAAUACUGAAGGCUAGUAAGGACAUUCAGUUGGCACAAGUUCUUUAUGGUUAAGCCUUGUGCACUAUGAUCAUGCAGGAAGACUUGGACAAUGGUUACAGGUCAGCUGUGGAAUUUCACUUCUCAUCAGUAGAAUCUUGUGUGAAGUUGAUAGAUGUCAAGGCUAUAGUUGCAAGAUGUUACAACUUCGUGGUUUGCGGUGACAGUUGUUAUGUCUAAACUGGAGUAAGGGUUAAAGUAAGAAGAAUCAGUUGUAUAAGUAAAGGUAAACUUGGGACAACCAUCCUAACACCUUGGAAACCAGAAGUUAGGACCAAGAAAAUUGGCUAAUGCCUAACAUCAUCGUAUGGACUUCUGUGGAGAAUAAUUUGGAGUGCCGUCAUAGAAAGGAAUAUUGUGGCAAGAAUGCUUGGAUGGGAAGUAAUUCAAGGAGCCUGAGUGAAUCAGUAAGUUUGUUGGACAAGAGUGAGCACAACAGAGUUUGUAUAGCAGAUAUCCAACAUGAGUGGAUUAUCAGAGUUUUUGAAGUUUUGGAGAUUCAGUGCAGAGUAGUGAAAGUCAAGGACCCUGGAAGAAUCUUUUCUUAGGUAUGUCAAGACGAAGUAUCUGAAGAGACGUGUUACUUGAUGGUUAAGGUUUCUAAUCAUGUAUAGCGGGAUGCAAGUAUUUUGGCAGAUUACGUUUCCUCGUACCGAAUGAUCCUCAGACAGAGUAGUGAGAUUAUCUAAGGACGAAUGUGAGUAACAUCCUUUCCCCUGAUUGGAGAGAUACGAAGGGUUGGUUUUCGUGAUGAACGGAAGGAAUUCGAGGACGAAUUCUAUUUAAGGGGGGGAGAAUGUAAUACCCUGACUCUCUAAACCCAAUAAUUAUCAUUUAAUUGGUUAAGUGAUGAUUAGAAGGCAUAUUGAUAUUGGAUUAUAUUAAUCUAAGAAGGAUUAUUAAGGAAAAGUUUCAUGUGGAAUGGUUAGAAUCUAAUGACAUAGUUAGAAUAUGACUACAUGGCAUUGUUGUAAAUAUGAACAAGUUGCAGGAUAUAAUGGACCUUGAUCUCUAUUGCAUGAUCAUAAGGGCAUGUUUGGAGGGUUAGUGUUUCUAAGUCAGAUUUUUACAACUAAAGUGGAGAGAGUUUAGAAGAGAAGCUCAUGGAUGUCACCUUCAAGACUCAUUUUCGUACACAAUGGACAGCUUCCACUAAAACAGGUAUAACUCUCAACUCGUAACUCCGAUCGUAACGAUUCCGGUCCCAUUGGAAAGCUAACGAAUUUCUCUUCGAUUUGCACCUAUGGUUCGCAUUUAUAGCUUCUGUUUCGAAGGAGAAAUCUGACCUUGAAGUUGUGUCAGUGAUGCUGAAAGUGGUACAAGAGUGGAUACGGGUUUGAUGAAGAUGAAGUGGAACUUUGUCUAUGGUGGGAGUGCAAUGGCAGCAAAGAACAUGAUCUCAACCUCCAUUUUAGCAAGGUGAGUCCUUUAGAUAGAACUUGGGUAGGAUUUGGGGAAAAAUGCAUGUCAAGGGUUUAGAUUGAGAUGAACAUAUUGCAUGCUUAAUUGAAUGAUAAAAUAUGUUUCCAUGAUGAUAAUGUAUGCUUUGGGUGAUUACAAUAUGUUGGAAUUCGUUUAUGGAUUGUAUGUGAAGCUGGGCAUUAUUUGGAUAGGUUUGGCACUGGUUUAGAAGCUUUAAAAUGCAGAAUUUUGGGUUCUGCAGGUGAAGUAACCGGUUACUUGGAUGAGGUAACCGGUUACCUGGGAGCGAAAGUGAGAAAAAUGGAUUCUGGGCUGAAGUAACCGGUUACUUGAAAUGAAGUAACCCGUUACUCUGCAUGCUGAGCAGAAUUUUUAGAAUUUCGAAAAUUCAUAACUCCCACUUCGUAUAUCCGUUUGGCGCGUACCAUAUAUCGUUGGAAAGCUAGCGACGUGUACUUUCUAAUUAAAUAGGUCCCCAAACCAGAAUUAUUGAUUUAAUAAUAGUGGAGCCCCACUUAGUAAAUCAACGGAUUAGCAUGGGAACUUAUGUCUUUACCAAUUGAAUAAUAAUUCUUAUGUUAAGCAAGGCAUAGUAGUUUAUUGCUUAUUGUGAUGUGAUAUCCAUAAUUGAGAAUGUUAUGCCAUUAUGUUUUAUACAUGAAAAUCCUGCUAACACCGUCGUUUUGGUUAAACGAUCGGUAUUGAUUGUAUUGUGUGAUUGACGCUUGUUAUGCGUGUGGUAUGCUAGAAUCGAAGUAGACCCGGUACUAAGUUACGAUUCGGACCGUGGGUCCUGGAGUUGUCCGUGGGACUGCCCUGAUCAUGGAUCCCAGAGGCACAUACCUGAACUACCGUUGCAGUGUGCUUGUGAGUGCCGUACGGGGCUUUUUACUCACUUGCUGUAUACACACUCGCGUGCUCGGUAUGAUGGCGUUAUGCGGCUAAGUAAGCCUACGCAUAACAGGUAAACCAUCUCUAGUGAUGCCAUGUAGGCUACAUCAUUAGGUUCCUACCCGGAUGGGCUCAUGCGUCGAGACGGCGUGUUGCACUUGCUGUUAACACCUCGUGCGUACAGAUGGUUAAUGGGACGGUGUCGCCUCUUAGGCAAGGUCAUCUCGCAGCCAUGUAGGCUUGUGCGAACCCAUUUAAUCAUUCUUGCAGGGUGCUUGUGCAAGUCUCUUGACAAAUAGGCAUGGGUGAACCCACCGAGGGUGUGUUAGUAGCUUAGUCUAGCGGUAUUAACGUACUUCUGGAUUCCCCAUACACGGGUAUGGGUUAUGGCAUACGUGGUUGUUAUACUAUUUGUAUACUUGUGAUAUGAUGACUCCUAUGGUGGACGAAUCAUGUGUUUGCUCCGUAUUUGUACCGGAUGCGAGGAUAAACCCCGGAUCAAUGGUGGAUUCGGUUUUGUUGAUGCAUGUACCCUGUAGAACCGAGUGGACCCAUAGGAUAGGAGGACUCACUGAGAUUUAGUAAUCUCACCCCAAUCAACUUAUUUUUUUCAGGUGCGGUUUAGUAGCGUUUGACAGGUAACAGGUUUGGAAUGAAGACAACGAAGUGGUGAUGGCUCGGAGACCUCGUCAGAUCUCAUCUUUCCGCUGUGCAGAUCCAUGAAGACACAUGUUUUGUAAUUGUUAAUAUGAUUCCAUGUUGUAUUCAUAUGGAUCAUCUUGUAUCUUAGCUUUUGUAUGUACUCAAUAUCAAUUUUAACGUUUCAUGCAUAAUAUACUAGUCAGUUAUGUAUGGGGUGUUACAUAUCUUAUGCUUAUGCCGUGAGAUAUACGUAGCCCAAUCAAAUAUCAAAAUAUCAAAUAGUAAUGAACUUGCGAGUGAGAAUAUAAGAGGGGCCAAAGAGCAUGCUAGUCACACACAACAUUGUAUGCAAUUCAUUACAUCUCAAAAUAAUGAACUUCAAAUAUUCUUUACUUUAUAAUUUCUGUGGUCUGAAAAUGUGGAUGGUCAUUCUUCUUGCAAUAAGUAUUGGAAUUGAAUCUGCCACUCCAACAUCUCAACUUCAGAUGGAAGCAAAUGCCAUAUUGAAGAGUGGAUGGUGGAACACGUCUGAGGCACAAUUUAAUAUCUCAAGAUGUUGUGAUUGGCCCGAUAUAUCUUGCAAUAAGGAUGGAAGCAUAUAUGAAAUCAACAUAACAAGUAUUAGUAUUUAUGAUUUUUCCGCACUCAACCUAUCUGUUUUCCACAAUUUAGAAAGCCUUGUUUUAAGAUCAAUUGGACUGAUAGGAGUUGUUCCAAAAGAAAUUGGUCUCCUCUCCAAGCUCACUCUUCUUGAUUUGUCCUCAAAUGGUCUUGGAGGUGAGAUCCCUCCUUUACUAGGAAAUCUUACAAAACUCACUCAUCUUGAUUUGUCCUCAAAUAUUCUUGGAGGUGAGAUCCCUCCUUCAUUAGGAAAUCUCACAAAACUCACUCAUCUUUAUCUGUUCUCAAAUUCUCUUGUAGGUGAGAUCCCUCCUUCACUAGGAAAUCUCACAAAACUCACUCUUCUUGAUUUGUCUUCUAAUAAUCUAAAAGGUGAAUUGCCUCCUUCACUAGGAAAUCUCACAAAACUCACUCUUCUUUACUUGUUCUCAAAUGCUCUUGGAGGUGAGAUCCCUCCUUCACUAGGAAAUCUCACAAAACUCACUCUUCUUUACUUGUUCUCAAAUGCUCUUGGAGGUGAGAUCUCUCCUUCACUAGGAAAUCUCACAAAACUCACUCAUCUUGAUUUGUCCUCAAAUGUUCUUGGAGGUGAGAUCCCUCCUUCACUAGGAAAUCUUACAAAACUCACUCAUCUUGAUUUGUCCUCAAAUGUUCUUGGAGGUGAGAUCCCUCCUUAUCUAGGAAACCUUAGACGAUUAAUCUACUUAGAUAUCUCUAACAACAACAUUCAAGGUUUCAUUCCUCAUGAGUUGGGCUUCCUGAACAAUCUCGCAAGAUUAGAUCUAUCUUACAAUAGACUAAAUGGAAACUUGCCUCUUUCCCUUACAAAUCUCACCAAAUUAGAAUACAUUGACAUCUCUAACAAUUUUCUUAAUGGUUCUCUCCCAUCUAACUUGGGUCAAUUAUCCAAAUUGAGAGUGUUACAGCUAAGUACAAACUUCAUUUAUGGGGCCAUUCCUAUGUCAGUAACAAAUCUCUCACACUUAGAAAACCUUAACAUUUCCCACAACUUACUCUUUGGUACCCUUCCUUCCAAGUUUUUUCAAAUGGCAAGUUAUAAAACUUUCGUAAUAAACCUCAGUCACAAUUUUAUUAGUGGUGAAAUCCCAUCUCCGUAUGGAACUUUUCAACACCUUUACCUCAACAAUAACAAUUUAACUGGAUUAAUUCCGCAAUCUCUCUGUAAUGUCGGUUAUGUGGAUAUUUCCUACAAUUGUAUCAAUGAUCUCAUUCUAUCUUGUACUAACAUCUAUACGAGGAACAAGGAUGAAUGUAUCGACAUUUCUUUUAGACAAUUCCAACCUUGGUCACCUCAUAAGAGAAAUAAUAAAGAAAGGCACAGUGUUGUCAUAGGUGUUUCAAUCUUUAUUAUUCUAAUUCUAGCAUUAUCACUCCUUGUAUGCUUGAAACUUCGUCAUAGUUCUAUAAAAAACAAUCAUGGAAUUACAAUGAAAACAAAGAAUGGAGAUUUGUUUUGUAUAUUGAAUUACGACGGAAAAAUUGCAUAUGAUGACAUUAUUAAAGCAACCGAAGACUUUGAUAUAAGAUAUUGCAUUGGAACAGGAGCAUAUGGAAGUGUUUAUAAGACACAAUUACCAUGUGGUAAAGUUGUUGCCUUAAAGAAACUUCACGGAUACGAAGCAGAGAUUCCAUCUUUUGAUGAGAGUUUUAGAAACGAAGUGAAAAUAUUAUCCGAAAUAAAACAUCGACAUAUUGUGAAACUUUAUGGUUUCUGCUUGCACAAAAGAGUUAUGUUUUUGAUAUAUCAGUACAUGGAGAGAGGAAGUUUGUUUUCUAUCUUGUAUGAUGAUGCAGAAGCCAUGGAAUUCAAUUGGAGAAAGAGGGUUAGCUUUGUUAAAGGAGUCGCAUUUGGUUUGUCAUAUCUUCAUCAUGAUUGCCCAACUCCUAUAGUGCAUAGAGACGUAUCUAGUGGCAACAUCUUAGUAAACUCCGAGUGGGAGCCAAGUGUGGCUGACUUUGGAACAGCUAGACUUCUUCAAUAUGAAUCAUCCAAUCGAACGAUAGUUGCUGGAACUAUUGGAUAUAUCGCUCCAGAACUUGCCUAUACUAUGGUUGUCAAUGAAAAAUGUGAUGUAUAUAGUUUUGGUGUAGUUGCACUUGAAACUUUAGUGGGACGACACCCUGAAGAUAUUUUGUCAUUACUUCAAUCUACAUCAAUACAAGGUAUCAAAUUAUGUGAAGUAUUAGACAAACGUCUCUCACUUCCCAACAAUGACAUAGUUUUACGUGACAUAAUUCGUGUUGCCGCAAUUGCAUUUGCCUGCUUAAAUCUCAAUCCUUCUUUACGACCAACAAUGAAAAGUGUCUCGCAAAGUUUUGUCAUUGAGCUUCCACCAUUGAACAUUCCUUUGAGUGGAAUUUCGCUGCAACAACUCAUGAGUCAAGAACUUCAAGCUUUAUUUCAUAUUGUGAAUCUUUGAAAGAAAAACUUUGGAAUAAAUUAAGUUGA
Vicia villosa (hairy vetch) is the source of this 9751-nucleotide messenger RNA. RefSeq names its product probable leucine-rich repeat receptor-like protein kinase At1g35710. NCBI's taxonomy places the organism in Eukaryota, Viridiplantae, Streptophyta, Magnoliopsida, Fabales, Fabaceae. Gene Ontology annotation, molecular function: protein binding; ATP binding; protein kinase activity. The record is from RefSeq and is a predicted model, not a curated record. Gene Ontology annotation, biological process: protein phosphorylation. Bases 6984 to 9722 code for a protein of 912 amino acids. The transcript is spliced from 3 exons.